This is a messenger RNA of Ogataea philodendri, 1317 nucleotides long. RefSeq lists its product as uncharacterized. NCBI's taxonomy places the organism in Eukaryota, Fungi, Ascomycota, Pichiomycetes, Pichiales, Pichiaceae. The record is from RefSeq and is a predicted model, not a curated record. The coding region runs from base 1 to 1317 and encodes 438 amino acids. The transcript has a single exon.
AUGAGUUCGCUAGCAUUAUAUACAGAUCCUUUGGUUUCUCUGCUGAAGGAUCCGAAUCUAAAUAAGGAGAAGGACAAGUCACAAGAACUGAUCAGGCAUAUCAAUAGCAUAAACGAUGAAGAGAUCAAGUCAUGGUGUAUUGAAGCAUUUGAGAUCCUGAAAGAUCUGGAGACACUUGAGCUCAAGAUUAAGAAUUGGGAGUUCCAUGCACUUGAGUUCAACGUUUCUCAGUCACUCAUUUUGGGCGAAGAAGACCAAAGAAAAAGAGCAUUCAACUCCAAACUUGCGCAAAGAGUAGCAAAGAAUUGUUUGGAUCUCCAUAGAUCGCUUCAAGAUUUGGGGGUCGAAAUCAAUGAACUAAACGGGCUGGCCAAGUUCAUGAGUCCCCGCCAACGGAUUAGUGAUCCGGGAACAAUUCUGACCGAGCUGAUGUUGAGGGCAAUCAAACUGAAAAGUUUGUUGCUUGAUGAAGUUUCCAUUCGCUAUUCCAAAGCCAAACUCGUCAAGAUCGGAAUGGAUUUGGAGAGCAUCAUGUACCAGGAUGAUGAAGGAAAUUACGAUGACAUUACCGAAGACACCGUCGUCAAUUACAAACAGUUCAUCAACACCUUGUUACAGCAGAUCAACGAUUGUAUUAGCACAGGAGAUACAAUAGGCGCAUUGGAAUGUGUAUCCGUGGUGACCGACGUCGAACGGAUGUUUGAAGCCAUGAAGAAAGAUAAACUCGAUCGGAACAAGGAGAACCUGCUAACUGGGCCAGAUCUUAGCGCAGAGAAAAUGAGCACGUCUGCCGGCUCCGAAAGUUCCACCUCCACUAGCAACAGUGACACUCUUUGUGGAGAUGAGCCAGCUAAAGAAGUCGAACUUCCUCGCAAGAAAUCUACAGCCGAAAGAUCUUCCAACUUCCAAUCCACCGCAUUAUACUCUCCACUCUACAAGACCACACUUGCCGAAAACAUGCCAUAUCUGAUGCACGCGUUCGAGGAGGCAAGAAAUGUGGAAGAAGAUUUGAAGGAUGUGAUGGAAGCUUCCGAUUUGAAGCACGAAAAAAGACGGAAGCCAACGGCACCUACCAAGUUGGAAGUGUAUCCUGGUCUUUCUUCAAUGAAAAGGGAAUUCCCCCUAAACCAGCAGCUUCCGGUCUUUUCCCUGAGUCCAUUUAUGAAACCAAAUCGUCAAAUCGUUAUUGGUCGCGUUGGUCUCCAGAAAAAUGAGACUCCAGCUGGACAACCCACAAAAUUCAGAAAGUCUUCCCAAACUGUCCCGAAAAGCGUGCAGAACUUCUCAUUUCGUGAUAUAGACAACCUCAUUGAUUAG